AUGCCGUCCUUCUAUCCUCGUCAGAACAUGCCGCGGCAGUUACUGACACCUCCCGAGUUCGUUCCGAGCUACCACCAGAGCUGCGGCGGCAUGCAGUACCAGCAGCAGAACGCCUAUGCAGGCCAGCCGGCGAUCCGACAGCAGGACGAGGGCUACGACUUUGCAGACCGCUACGGCCAGCUUGCCAUGGCCAUGCCACCCAUGUAUCCCCAGGCUGGUACCUACCUCAGCACCGCGCCGCCCAGUCUACCCCCGCCCAGCUCGUUCUAUGAGUCCAACGGAGCCGCGAUUCUGCCUCCAAUGCGUGUCCAGUCAGGCCACUCCAUGGCUGAAGCUCAGCGGGCACACGAGUUUAGCCAGCGCACACAGCCACCCGUCAAGGAAGAGAAGCCUGUUGGUGGAGUGUCGGCGAAACUUGACUACGACAUGGACGUCAUGACUGAUUUCGUCUGCGAAACCGCUCUUCGCCUCAUCACCCCAGGCCGCAUGGCGCCUAUAUCUUUCCGCAAGUGGGUACACCAGGUCCUGUGCGCGACGAGACUGCCUUCCGCGACAAUUCUGUUGAGCAUGUUCUAUCUUGGCAAGAGGAUGCCUAUGCUGUACGCUGAGCCCAAGACGGACACUCACCUGUUCCGUCUCCUCACCAUCGCCCUCGUGCUCGGUAGCAAAUUCUUGGACGACAAUACCUUCAUCAACAGGUCUUGGUCUGAGGUUAGCGGCAUCCGCGUGGACGAGUUGAACCGCCUUGAGAUGGAGUGGCUGAAUGCGAUUGACUACAAGCUCCACCGCGACCCUCUUGAGCACCAAGGCUGGAAGUACUGGAACCAUGCUGCUGCUCGCGCUGGUCGAAGCAACAAGCUCAGCCCCAUCGACACUUCGAUACACCGUCGGUCCUUCAACCCCAACAAGCCGCUCCCGCCUCUGCCCAUGCAGCAGUCAUUCAACCCGCCGUCAUAUGACUACACGCCCAAGUCUGCGCAGUCUUCCCCAGACGUCGUUCAACAUCCCCAGCUAUUCUCAUACUACGGCGCUACCGGAGCUUGGGGAGCGGCCGAGGGAUACUCGCGUCGCACUAUGUUUGGAUUCCCUCCAUUGUCUCAGCCUGUUCCCCAGCCCCAGCAACACCAGCCUGGCAACUAUGGCCCGCCUGCGUACGCUCCUCAGUACAACACGUCCGUCUGGAACCAGCACAGUGUAAACUGCGGAUGUGUCUACUGUGCUCAGCGACAUGCGCCCUACUUCAUGGCUGCUGGAUAUGGACCCCAGGCUGUCGCAGUCUAG
Messenger RNA from Parastagonospora nodorum SN15, 1281 nucleotides. RefSeq lists its product as hypothetical. NCBI's taxonomy places the organism in Eukaryota, Fungi, Ascomycota, Dothideomycetes, Pleosporales, Phaeosphaeriaceae. Gene Ontology annotation, cellular component: nucleus; cyclin-dependent protein kinase holoenzyme complex. The record is from RefSeq and is a predicted model, not a curated record. Gene Ontology annotation, molecular function: cyclin-dependent protein serine/threonine kinase regulator activity; protein kinase binding. Bases 1 to 1281 code for a protein of 426 amino acids. Gene Ontology annotation, biological process: regulation of cyclin-dependent protein serine/threonine kinase activity. The transcript has 3 exons.